Messenger RNA from Notothenia coriiceps (black rockcod), 685 nucleotides. Its product is annotated as nuclear pore complex protein NUP62-like. NCBI's taxonomy places the organism in Eukaryota, Metazoa, Chordata, Actinopteri, Perciformes, Nototheniidae. The annotation marks the transcript as partial. The transcript has a single exon. The record is from RefSeq and is a predicted model, not a curated record.
GCAGCACAGAACACAUUUGGCUCCACUGCGUCACCGGCAGCACAGAACACAUUUGGCUCCACUGCGUCACCGGCAGCACAGAACACAUUUGGCCCCUCGGCGGCACCGGCAGCAAAGAACACAUUUGGUUCUUCAGCGGUACAAACGGCACCGACCACGUUUGGUUCUUCAGCGGCACCUGCAGCACAGACCCCCUUUGGCUCCUCAGCGGGAGCACAGGCCACCUUUGGUUCUUCAGCGGCGGCGCCAAACUCUUUCAACUUCGGUGGAGGAGCAUCAUCCACCCCAGCCCCUAACACCGCCCCGCCCUCUUUCCCCUUUGGGUCGACUGCCGCCACGACAGCUGCCAGUUUUGGGACGCCUGCUAAACCAGCGUUUGGAAGCAGCUCCACUGGGUUUGCUUUCGGCGGCACCGCUGCCCCCUCGGCGGCCCCCUCGGCUGCUCCGAGCUUCGGUUCAGCCGCACAGACUCAGAGCUCCUCCUCCAACUUCUCUUUUGGAAAUGCGGCUCCUCAGCAGGCGGCCCCCGGUCCGGCUCAGCCUGCAUCCGGUGGAUUUAACUUCGGAGCUGCGAUGCCAUGCCCCCAGUUUGGAACACCAGCCCCCAGUAACCCUGCACCACAGAUGGGAGGCUUCAAUUUCGGGGCUGCUGCUGCUGACAAACCAGCUUUUGGUAAGAAAUAAA